AUGACAAAAGAGAUAUUAGAACAUAAAGUAUAUAAUAGAGAUGAACUUGAGAAAAUGAAAAGAGAUGUGUUGGUUGAAAUAAUGAAAGAAUACUCAUUUAAAACACGGUGGCUUAAAAAAAGAUAUGCUGAUAGAUGCGAUCAUUCAACGUCAGGAGCAUCUCGCAGAUCUGAAAUCAAAAACUACCGAUGGCUACUCUCAAUUGGCUUGGUCUCCAAGGAGUUGUUCAAACUGAUAUCAUCGUUGUUCACUCGUGUCGAUCUUUACAAUCGGGACGCUCUCUACAACGGCGAGGUCGAUCCAACUAUGAAUGUACAUUCGGCACAGUCACUCAAGAACUGUAUUCUUAAUCCACGUUCAGUAUUCAAGAAUAUCAUUCACCUAACACUCUCAAUGGAAACCUUCAAGAAUCUAACAGACAAGACAACGACGACAACAUGUACACCAGUCGAAUUACGACUGAUCUUCAACAGUGUCAGAAAGUUCAAGGUGAUCGACACUCAAAGAGAGAAGCCGUUCCAAAUUCAACAUUGUAAGCUGCUCAUCCAGUACAUGCCGAAUCUAAAAUCAUUGAUACUCGAUCAAGCAAAGAUCGACAACAUCAAAGUAUUUCAAAUUCUCCAACAAAUACCGAGAUUGACAUCACUCGACAUCUCAAACAUACGAUGGGGCAGAUUUCCAUCUAAAGAACAUAUCAUCGGUAAUUCCAUGCGCAAGUUGAAACUACCAAUGUAUUUCUCAAGAAUGUGCAGUAAUAUGCCAAGUGAGAAUACCCAACUGGAAACUCUCAGUCUCGGUUCCGUAGAACAAAAAGAUAUGAUUUACUUGAAGGAUCAACUCAAGUAUCUCAACAAACUCAUUGUUUGGUAUGUUCAACACGAAUUAGGUUUGUCUUUGUCGAAACUGUUGUGUUUGGCUGAGUGCCGGGUUCGUACACUCUAUGCCACUGAAACCGGCUGGAUCACUCAAAUGCUACGAACCAAUCGGACCAUCGUAACUCUGGACGUCGGUGAUGAUCUGUCUUCCACUGUCAGAAUGGCAUCGAAUUCGCCAUCGAUCAACCGAAUCAUCUAUCAUAGCAAUAGUACCAUGCACAAUCUCGCCAUGAAUACAAAGACCGAUCGCAAUAAAUCCAGUGGAUAUGCACAUAUCAAAUCAAAGAAUCGACCAUUGUCAAAUCAUGCACAACUACCGAUUUGGAAUUAUGCCAAGAAGAUCUACGAUGCCACAGAUAAUCACACUGAAAACCAAACGAUCGAAGAAAGCUUUCCGAAUCUCAAGUUUCUAUACUAUCGACAUUUCAGCCACGGCUGA
This is a messenger RNA of Heterostelium album PN500, 1314 nucleotides long. RefSeq lists its product as uncharacterized. The coding region runs from base 1 to 1314 and encodes 437 amino acids. The record is from RefSeq and is a predicted model, not a curated record. The transcript has 2 exons. NCBI's taxonomy places the organism in Eukaryota, Evosea, Eumycetozoa, Acytosteliales, Acytosteliaceae.